CCCAUCUGCUCUGUUUAAUGCAAAUAUUCUGGGACCGUGACUACCUACCUCGAGCAGUGCUGCAGUUCCACUGUUCGGAUCAGCUGCUCCAAAUGUCCAUGCGUCGCGAUGAUUUCCCAGGAGGACAAAGCUACAAUGUUGCAGCAGCUAAAUCCGUAUCAUUCACAUUUGUGAUUUGUGAACAAGAGAGAGAGAGUGUUUUGGACUUUGCUGAUUUGGUAACUUUUUCGUUGCAGAGCUUGGGAGGGCCUUGUGCAUGGAAAGGUGCAAUCUUUUAUGUUUGGAGACAACAUCAAGAUGAAAGUUGGAGCAUUCUAUUUCCGACACUUGUUUCUUGAGUCGUCUUGGUUUGAGGUCGAAAUGGAAGUAAUAUUGGUUCAGUUUUGGAGACUCAUUAGUCAUUUCUCAGGUCUUGGAUGAUUUUCGUCUCGACAAGCCUCCCUUCCUAGUUGGGUAUACUUAAAGAGGGCCCAGAAAGAAGGCCCAGUGGGUUGUAUUGGGCCAGAAGAAUCCUGAUGGCCCGUCCUUCUGCUGUAAGGCCAAUGACCGAAGUGAAUCAAUAAGAAAAUCUAGUUCGGUGAGUGUAGG
This is a messenger RNA of Linum tenue, 588 nucleotides long. The record is from the annotation of a GenBank genome assembly. NCBI's taxonomy places the organism in Eukaryota, Viridiplantae, Streptophyta, Magnoliopsida, Malpighiales, Linaceae.